AUUUGUGGAAGUGACGUAAUAUUAUUGUACGUUCGCUAAAGUUUACCCCUCAGAAUACAAGCGUCUGCGGUCGCAUUUUCGCGAAAGCUCGGAAAUAAUAAUUAAACUGCAUUAAAAAUGCCUUGUGGCAAAAACUUUAGGCGGAGAAGGGACUCGUCGGACGUGGAGGAGGACGAGACAACCAAUGAAGUUAGAUCCAAGCUAUCAGAGGCCAAAGAGCUUCAGAGUUUGCGGAAACGACAGACCGGAGUCAGUGUGACCGCCCUGUUGGUCGGGGAGAAACAGCCACACGACGCUGAAGCUGAUAAUGACCCGUUCAAACUGAAGACUGGAGGAGUUGUAGACAUGAAGAAAAUCAAGGACAGGGACAUGAGCAGGAUGGAAGAGGAGACAGACCUGAACCUGGGCACCUCUUUUUCCGCUGAAACUAACCGAAGAGACGAAGAUGCGGACAUGAUGAAAUAUAUUGAGACCGAGCUGAAAAAGAAGAAGGGGUUGGUGGAGGCGGAGGAACAGAAAGUGAAGGUGAAGAACGCAGAGGACCACCUGUACGAGCUGCCUGAGAGCAUCCGAGUCAACUCUGCCAAGAAGACGGAGGAGAUGUUGUCCAAUCAGAUGCUCAGUGGGAUCCCAGAAGUCGAUCUUGGCAUUGAUGCAAAGAUAAAGAACAUUAUCCAGACAGAGGACGCAAAAGCCCGACUGCUGGCAGAACAAAGGAACAAGAAAAAAGACAACGGCACAUCUUUCGUGCCCACAAACAUCGCCGUCAACUACGUUCAACACAACCGCUUCUAUCAUGAGGAUGUGAACGCACCACAGAGGCACCAGAGGCACAGAGAAGAGCCCAAAGCGAGGCCCCUGCGUGUGGGAGACACCGAGAAACCAGGUCCAGAGGUUUCAGAACCAACCAACUACCGCAAACGUCCCAACAAUGAAAAGGCCACCGACGACUACCAUUAUGAGAAGUUUAAGAAGAUGAAUCGACGUUACUAAGAAGCUGGAUUUUUCCCCCCAAGGUUACUUAACUCAGUGGUUCUCAAAGUGGAAUUAUUUAUUUUCACUCUAAUUCCAUCCGUAAGUAACACAACGACAGGAUGUAUGGCUAUUUGGAUCAUGGGUUUCAUACUUAAAGUAGAUAUUCUAUCAGCUACAGGACGCUGGGACAAAUUCUCAUUAAAAAGGGGUCCAUGUUCUGAUUUGUGUCUGUUUGGGGAUACUUGAUGUAAAAAAAAGAUUUGGAACCUACUAACUUAACUCGAUAUCAUCUUAAUAAAGAUUGAGGCCUCCAGAUGAACUAUGAAGAUCAUUUGCAGCGUGGUUUUCAUGAACGUCCUGUUAAUCAGAGGACUCUGCAGCCAGUGUAGCAGUCUGUAAAAAGGCUCUUUGUGGUUGUCUGUGUACAGUGCUUGCUUUGUGAAAUGUUAAAGGAGCAUUCCACGUUGUUGAUGAAAUGGCUAGGGAUGGUCAGACAUAAGAAAUGUUAAAUGGAGUGGUAUUCCUGCUCCAUCUUGUGAGACAUUUGCUUUUUAGUCCACUGUUAAAUGUUGACUUUUAGUCGUAGAAUUGUGUAUAUAGGGCUUUUAUUUAGAUUAAAAA
Molecule: messenger RNA, 1596 nt
Organism: Etheostoma spectabile (orangethroat darter)
Lineage: Eukaryota; Metazoa; Chordata; Actinopteri; Perciformes; Percidae
Gene: c5h9orf78
Product: chromosome 5 C9orf78 homolog
Exons: 9
Coding region: 118-993 (291 amino acids)
Biological process (GO): mRNA splicing, via spliceosome
Cellular component (GO): spliceosomal complex
Source: RefSeq, a predicted model, not a curated record